AUGGAAACCUUUGAAGAUCAAAAGCUAAGCGUGUCUUUGGACUGGGAGAUGCGUUUCAACAUUAUUUUAGGAAUAGCUCGUGGGCUUGUUUAUCUUCAUCAUGACUCCAGAUUAAGGAUCAUCCAUAGAGAUCUGAAAACCAGUAACAUUCUUUUAGACAAGGAGAUGAACCCCAAAAUAUCCGACUUUGGCUUGGCAAGGAUGAUUGAAGGCAAAGAGACCGAGGCUAACACAACUAGAGUAGUUGGAACUCAUGGCUAUAUGUCUCCGGAGUAUGUUUUACAUGGACUUUUUUCAGUUAAAUCCGAUGUUUUUAGUUUUGGUGUAGUUCUACUAGAGAUAAUAAGUGGAAAAAAGAAUACUGGAUUCUAUCAAUCAAAACUUGCUACGAGCCUUAUAGCUUAUGCAUGGAGAUUGUGGGUAGAAAACCAUGUGUUGGAUUUAAUGGACUCAGCUCUGCAUGAAGUUUGCAAUGCAAAUCAGUUUGUGAAGUGUGUAAAUGUUGGACUCUUAUGCGUACAAGAAGACCCAAAUGAUCGUCCCACGAUGUCAAACGUUUUUACCAUGCUCGAUAGUGAAGCUGCAACAAUUCCAACUCCAAAACAGCCAGCAUUUGUUCCAUGGAGAGGCCAUCCUAUCAAAGCUAGUUCUUCUAGUGAACCGGAAUUAACCAGCAGUUUAGGAGGAAGAUAAUCAAUAAUGUAUGAUACCAAUGCAAGCUAUCGUGAGUUUGUCCUUUACUACACUUGCAAAGGUUCAAUUAGACCAAACAUUUGAUAUCAAUUCUGGUAGAGAUACCAAGCUGCUCGUAGAUAUGGUGCUUACCGGAAAAAUCUCAUGUACUACUAUUUUGGACUAUGGGUUUAUCAUU
Molecule: messenger RNA, 871 nt
Organism: Corylus avellana
Lineage: Eukaryota; Viridiplantae; Streptophyta; Magnoliopsida; Fagales; Betulaceae
Source: RefSeq, a predicted model, not a curated record